ACUUUCUGCUGUUUUUCACCAAAACCGCCCAUGGUUUUCAUCAACCUUAUUAAUACCCCGGCCCUCAAGUCACUUACCAUCAUCAUUAUCAACCUAGGAGAAGAAAAAAAAAUGAGUUCUCAAAUUGAACUUGGAACCAGUCUACAUCCUACAAACUCAUCACCCGUACCACUAACUAAUGCUUCAAAUUCUGCAACACUUGGUAGACACUUAGCACGUCGUCUAGUUCAAGCUGGUGUAAAAGAUGUGUUCUCAGUACCUGGUGAUUUUAACUUGUGUUUAUUAGAUCAUCUAAUAGCUGAACCGGAGCUCAACUUAGUUGGUUGCUGUAAUGAACUUAAUGCUGGUUAUGCUGCCGAUGGUUAUGCAAGAGCAAAUGGUGUCGGUGCUUGUGUUGUUACUUUUACUGUUGGUGGACUUAGUAUUCUUAAUGCAAUUGCUGGUGCUUAUAGUGAAAAUCUACCUGUUAUUUGUAUUGUCGGUGGUCCUAAUUCUAAUGAUUAUGGUACUAAUCGUAUUCUUCAUCAUACUAUUGGAUUACCUGAUUUUACUCAAGAACUUCGAUGCUUUCAAACUGUUACUUGUUUCCAGGAUAAAUGUCGUUGAUAAAAUGACACAGGCUGUAGUUAACAACUUGGAUGAUGCACAUGAGCUGAUUGACACUGCCAUCUCCACUGCUUUGAAAGAAAGCAAGCCUGUUUAUAUCAGCAUUGGCUGUAACUUACCUGCAGUUCCUCACCCAACCUUCACUAGGGAGCCUGUUCCGUUCUAUCUUGCUCCAAGGAUUAGCAAUCAAAUGGGGCUAGAGGCUGCAGUGGAGGCAGCAGCAGCAUUUUUGAACAAGGCUGUAAAGCCUGUGAUUGUGGGAGGGCCUAGGUUAAGGGUGUGCAAGGCUCAACAAGCAUUUGUUGAGCUAGCAGAUGCCAGCGGGUAUCCCAUAGCUGUUAUGCCAUCAGGCAAAGGUCUGAUACCUGAACAUCACCCUCACUUCAUAGGAACAUACUGGGGUGCCGUCAGUUCCAGCUUCUGUGGUGAAAUUGUGGAGUCAGCGGAUGCCUAUGUUUUUGUUGGUCCAAUUUUUAAUGACUACAGUUCUGUGGGAUACUCGUUGCUUAUCAAGAAGGAGAAAGCCAUAAUUAUACAGCCUAACCGGGUUACCAUCGGUGAUGGCCCUUCUUUUGGAUGGGUCUUUAUGGCUGACUUCUUGACUGCUUUAGCCUCAAAACUGAAGAGGAACACUACAGCUAUGGAAAAUCAUCGCAGAAUCUUUGUCCCGCCCGGUAUCGCUCUGAAGCGUGAGGCUAAUGAACCGUUGAGAGUCAACAUCCUCUUCAAACAUAUUCAGGAAAUGCUGAGCGGAGACACAGCUGUUAUUGCAGAAACAGGAGAUUCAUGGUUCAAUUGUCAGAAAUUACAUCUCCCAGAAAAUUGCGGAUAUGAGUUCCAGAUGCAGUACGGAUCUAUUGGAUGGUCAGUAGGUGCAACCCUUGGAUAUGCACAGGCUGUCAAACAUAAGCGUGUCAUUGCCUGCAUUGGUGAUGGCAGUUUCCAGGUAACAGCUCAGGAUGUAUCCACAAUGAUCCGCUGUGGCCAGAAGAGUAUCAUAUUCCUCAUCAACAACGGAGGAUACACAAUUGAAGUUGAGAUCCAUGACGGGCCAUACAAUGUAAUCAAAAACUGGAAUUACACCAAGUUCGUUGAUGCCAUCCAUAAUGGUGAAGGAAAAUGUUGGACCACCAAGGUGAAAACAGAGGAGGAACUAAUUGAAGCGAUUGCAAAAGCAACAGGAGAUGAAAAGGAUAGCUUAUGCUUUAUAGAAGUCUUGGUGCACAAAGAUGAUACGAGCAAAGAACUGUUAGAGUGGGGAUCAAGGGUCUCUGCUGCCAAUAGCCGCCCACCCAAUCCUCAGUAGCAAAUUACAGGCCUCUGGGGUUUCUUAGCAGAUUAUUAGAGUGAAUAAGUUGGCUCAAUUGGGUUUCUCUAACUUCUGCAGAAAUUCUGAGCUUUGAUCUGUGUUUUUUAUAUUUCUCUUUUAAUUUCUGUAAUGUUUAGUAUAGUAGUGUUCAUGCUUUCGUCGGAAUGUGAAUAAAAUCCUUUAUUUAUCACUUUGUCAAUAGUUAUAUUGGGUACAAAUUA
Messenger RNA from Papaver somniferum (opium poppy), 2136 nucleotides. Its product is annotated as pyruvate decarboxylase 1. The record is from RefSeq and is a predicted model, not a curated record. Bases 332 to 1912 code for a protein of 526 amino acids. Gene Ontology annotation, molecular function: carboxy-lyase activity; magnesium ion binding; thiamine pyrophosphate binding. The transcript is spliced from 7 exons. Lineage: Eukaryota; Viridiplantae; Streptophyta; Magnoliopsida; Ranunculales; Papaveraceae.